AGGCGUGGCACCCCUGGCCCAGCUGGUCUAACCAAGGGGUCUCCCCUUUCUCCUUUCUCCACAGAGCACUACAAGCACCACUGGUUCCCCGAGAAGCCUUCCAAGGGCUCCGGCUACCGCUGCAUCCGCAUCAACCACAAGAUGGACCCCAUCAUCAGCAAGGUGGCCAGCCAGAUCGGACUCAGCCAGCCCCAGCUGCACGGGCUGCUGCCCCGAGAGCUCACCCUGUGGGUGGAUCCCUACGAGGUGUCCUACCGGAUAGGGGAGGAUGGCUCCAUCUGCGUCCUGUAUGAGGAGGCCCCGCUGGUCGCCUCCUACGGGCUCCUCACCUGCAAGAACCAAAUGAUGCUGGGCAGGCGCAGCCCCCCCAAGAACUACGUGAUGGCGGUCUCCAGUUAGCUCCCCUGCCCCCCCCACACCGGCACUCCACUGUACUCACCCUGCCUGGACAACAGGCCACAGCAUACCUCAACCUGGGGAACUGUAUUUUAAAUGAAGAGCUAUUUAUAUAUAUUAUUUUUUUAAGAAAAGGGGAGAAAAAAAACCGUCAAGAUUUUUUUAAAGAAAAAAAUCCUAAAAGGGUGCUGCGUGGAAGCGGCCUCCCCAGGUGCCUUUGGAGAGAACUGUGGUGGCUUCAGUCUGGGGGGGCAGUGUCUGCCUAUGGGAGGGGGAGCCGCUAGGGGUGGGCCUGACCAAGGGGAGGUGGGAGAAAGCUGGGCCAGCACCUCAAGAUGUGAGAGGGAACAAGCGUGGUUGGCAGCUGUGAAUGGGAGAGAUGGGACCUCGCGCUCUCCCCCGCCCGGACACCUGCAUCCCUGACCUCAGGGCCAUUCAAGCCUGGACUUAACUCGUGUUGCCUAAUCUUCACUUUUAUUUUUCUGAUGAGAUCCUGGGCAGAGAGUGAUUCCUUUUGUCCCAAACAGCUUUCCUUAAAAUCAUCACUUGUUUCUAAUUCUAUCCUCAGGGGCCUGUAGGUAUUGCUUCCCAGCCAGGAAUCUAAAGCUUUUUGUUUUGUGGGAGUCAAGGGAGUGAGGCAGGGUUGGAGGUUAGGGGGGGACUAGGAUGGCAGGGUACUCUGCACAAAACCUCUGCUUGGCAAUGUGCUGCUCUGUGUGUAGUGUGCUGAAUAACCCGGGGGGACUUGCAAUGGACUUGAAGACCCAAAGAGUGUCCUCUAGGUAUUUACAAAACCCUUCUUUCUGGAUCCACAUGAAAGUGCUAAUGCUGCUGCCAUUAUCCCUUUGAGAGGUGGCUCAAAAGCUACCGGGAACUCCAAGUCCUUUGUUACUGCCUUCUUUUUAAAAGCACAACACUCCUCCUCUCUCACUCUCCCCGCUCUUCUCCCCUCUGGUUGGGUCAUGGAGUGAUCCUAUUUUCUUAGUCACUGUGCAAUAUGGCCUCCUAGUCCCAGGAGGAUGUGGAGAACUGGCCCUCAGAACCUCCUGGCGCCCUAGGGAGCUGGGGGAGCCAUCUCUCCCUCUGUCCUCGGAACUGGCUGGCUGCUCAGCCUUGCAGGUGUCCCUUGGCUGACCCUGGAAAGCCCAAGUUCUGUAGGAUUCCUGGGUAUUCUUGUAGGGCUGACACUAAACACCAAACAUUGGGCAUUGUUUUUUCUCCCUGGUGCUCAGAGCGCCUCUGGGAGAGGUUGCUGUCUCUCUCAGUGCAAUCCAAAUUUGUCUGUAGACUUGUGCAAUAUUUACUGUUUUGGGUUGGAGAAAAAUGGCAAACUACCUUUGGUUUCUCAGUGACAUUAGUGAGGGGUUCUCGGAAGGCCUUGAGUUUCCCAAACCUGAAUCACCUUAAAAAGGACAUAGCGAGGCCAUCUGGUCAACCUGGCUACCCUCCUGCUAUUGACCCUUAGUGAGGAACCUUCUGCCCCAACCCCCAAAGUCCCCUCCCCACUGCAUUCCCCUUUCCUGGGUUUCUUAACUACGCAGUUCUGACUCAGAGGUGCUAUUUACCAAACACUCUCCCAACCCAUUCCUGCCUGUUCUGCCUCCUCCUUUUCAACUCUCCAGACCCUGUUUCCAAUCUUAAUUGCUUUAAAGGGGACUUGGGGCCCCACAGACCCAAGAGCUUCUAUUCUGGCCUGUGGGUUGAAACAAAGCUGAGAAUCACUGAAGUUUUCGUUGUUGCAUGUUGCAAACAGGUCCUGCCUUUUCAGAAGCAGCCUCAUGGUCUCAUGCUUAAUCUUUUCUCUCUUCUCUUCCUUUUGACGUUCACUUUAAAAAACUAAAUGCCCAGAGCUGGACUGUUGAGCAGGCCUGUCUCUCCUAUUAGGUAAAAAUAAAUAGUAGUCCAUUUGUAAGCUAUUCUGAAAGAAAAGACAAAGGUUACUAAUUGUAUAAUAGUGUUUUUAUAUGGAAGAAUGUACAGCUUUAUGGACAAAUGUACCCUGUUUUGUUACUUUAAUAAAACUGUAGCAGAUGAA
Molecule: messenger RNA, 2431 nt
Organism: Myotis brandtii (Brandt's bat)
Lineage: Eukaryota; Metazoa; Chordata; Mammalia; Chiroptera; Vespertilionidae
Gene: BTG2
Product: BTG family, member 2
Exons: 1
Biological process (GO): negative regulation of cell population proliferation; negative regulation of mitotic cell cycle
Cellular component (GO): nucleus; cytoplasm
Source: RefSeq, a predicted model, not a curated record